Macrobrachium nipponense is the source of this 939-nucleotide messenger RNA. RefSeq names its product acanthoscurrin-1-like. Bases 142 to 702 code for a protein of 186 amino acids. The record is from RefSeq and is a predicted model, not a curated record. Lineage: Eukaryota; Metazoa; Arthropoda; Malacostraca; Decapoda; Palaemonidae. The transcript has 2 exons. Gene Ontology annotation, molecular function: peptidase inhibitor activity. Gene Ontology annotation, cellular component: extracellular region.
CUGGGGGUGUAAAAGAGAAAAAAAAAUUCUUUUGCAAGAAUACAGGUUGGCGGCUUCUGCGAGGGGCUUAUAUAAACGGUGGAGAGGCAGGUCAGCUCCCUCACUCUUUCCAGCCCGCCAGCUCUGCUACAACAAGACAUCAUGAAGGUCUUCUUGCUCUGCUCACUGGCCAUUGCAGCCACAGUCUCUGGCGACCCAAGCAAAGACAAAACAAGAGGGUAUGCAGGUGCUGGCCUGGGAGGUGCCGGAGGCGGUCUUGGUCUUGGAGGAGGCGGUGUAGGUCCUGGUGGGAUUCUCCCAGGAGGUGGUGUUGGUCCUGGUGGGAUUCUCCCAGGAGGUGAUGUUGGCUCUGGUGGGAUUUUCCCAGGUGGUGGUGUAGGUCCUGGUGGGAUUCUCCCAGGAGGGGGCGUAGGCCCUGGUGGGAUUCACCCAGGCGGCGUUAAUCCACCAGCGACCUGCAGAUACUGGUGUCGCACUCCCGAAGGCCAAGCUUACUGCUGUGAGAGCAACCAGGAAUUAGAAGGGCCCGUCGGCGUCAAAAUUGGGAACUGUCCCAGGGUUCGACCUCAGUGUCCUCCGGUGCGAUUUGGUGGCGCUCCCACCACCUGUUCCAACGACUUCAAGUGCGCCGGCGCUGACAAGUGCUGCUAUGACGUCUGUCUUGAGGAACACGUCUGCAAACCACAGAGCUAUUUUGGCUAAGAAAAAACAGAAAAUCUUUAAAUCUUGAUAUAAAGCAUGUCUGUGAUUGAUUGUUAAGAUUGUUGUUAUUCAUUGUUCCGUUCAAAACAGUUUCCCCUAUUAUUUAUUGGGCUUUCAUAAGGAAAAUAUUUCGAGUGUUUUCGAAUGUAAUACGUGAUUUCUGACGCACGAUAUUAGAGGAGAUCAGAACCUUGUUGCCUGGAUGUAAGGAGGGAGAAUAUAUGUUGUGAAAAUUAA